This is a messenger RNA of Morchella sextelata, 1155 nucleotides long. RefSeq lists its product as uncharacterized. The record is from RefSeq and is a predicted model, not a curated record. The transcript has 2 exons. Bases 1 to 1155 code for a protein of 384 amino acids. Lineage: Eukaryota; Fungi; Ascomycota; Pezizomycetes; Pezizales; Morchellaceae. Gene Ontology annotation, molecular function: protein binding.
AUGGCCAAAACCCGCUCCAACCCCCCCAAGCGGAAAUCAAAAUCCGCCUCCACGCCCAAAUCCAUCCUCCACAGCGCCUCCAGCACCUUCUCCACCAACCCCCACGGCCCCCCUCCCCCUCCCCCGCCCCCGCCCCCUUCCACCAGCACCCUCCUCGCCUCCGCCGCCACCGCCCUCCACACCGAAGGCAGCCCUUCGGACGCCCUCCGCCUCACGACCCUCGCCCUACAGUCCGACCCCACCAGCCUGGCAGCGCUCGAGCUGGCCGGCGAGGCCCACCUCGAGCUCGGCGACGAGGACACGGCGCGCACACACUUCGAGAAGGCGGCCGCGCUGGACCCCGACGGCGCGCUGUCCGGCCCCGAGAAGUUCCUGUGGCUGGCGCAGCUGGGCGUGGGCGGGAAAGCUAUGAUGGGCUGGUACGAGCGCGGCACGGCGGUGCUGCGCGCGUGGAUGCAGGAGGGCCGCGGCGGGGAAGGCGGGGACCGUGGUCUGCAGGGGAAGCUGUGUAGCGCGCUGUGUGCGAUGGCCGAGAUCUAUAUGAGCGACCUAUGCGACGAACCCGACGCCGAAUCGCGCUGCGAGGCCUACGUCACCGAGGCGCUGCUCGUCUCCCCACACUCCGCCGAAGCCCUGCAGACCCUCGCCUCCAUCCGCAUCUCGCAGCAGCGGCCCGCCGACGCCGUCACGGCGCUGCAGCGGUCGCUGGCGCUGUGGCGGGAGCUGCCCGCGGACGCGGCCGGCGUGCCGAGCUAUGCGGCGCGCAUCAACCUGGCCAAGCUGCUGAUCGAGACGCGGCAGUACGACGCGGCGCUCGAGGUGCUGGAGCGGCUGCAGCUGGAGGACGACCAGUUGCCGGAUCUGUGGUAUCUGGGCGGGUGGUGUCUGUUUCUGUAUGGGGAGCAGGAGGAGGCGGGGUCGGAGGAGCGGCGGGAGCUGUGGGGGAGCGCGAGGGAGUGGUUGGGCAAUUGUGGGCUGGUUUAUGAGGCGCUUGGGUGGGAGGAUGUGGGGAUUUGGGAGCAUGCGGAGGAGCUGAGGGGGCGGAUUGGGGAGGAGGUGGGGGAGAGUGAGGGGGAGGGGGAGGAGGGGGAGGGGGGCGAGGAGGGGGAGGAGGAGUGGGAGAGUGAGGAGGAGGAGGAUGUGGAGAUGAAGUAG